AUCAUUGACAGAAACCUUGGGGGAACUUGUUUCGUACACGAAUCGUAUACGCAUUAUUGCCGUUCGCCGGAACGGGAUACACAAACGUCGUCGCGUAUAGUUGCCCACGGGCCGUCACUGUUUUUUUUAUACGUUUCAUUCGCGAAAGUGCGUCAAUUUUGUGUAUCGCACCUCGAUCUUUGUGCAACAUAUUAUAUCCGAGAGGAGUCACGCCGAUUCUUGCAUAAAUCUCUGCAGGACGUUCGCGUUUUCGUUGAGGCCUCAACAGCUGCAGAGCAAAUUGCAAUUCCGACAGUUUUUUUAUAAACUCGUGCUGUGCGCAACGCGCGCGUUUAUCUGGCGAGGAGAGACACAAUCGCUCGCCCAACCAACAGCUUCCGUUCGCCACGCUUGUCGUCGCUUAUACGUAUGUUUAACGUUGCUUGACAAUCGCAAUUUUACUCUCGUCGAGACGAAAGAUUGUCGCUUCUGCAAUAUUCGAUCGAAUUCUCGUGUGUUCUUACGCCAAUUUUUAUACGCGAGACACAAACCAGUCGUGGACGUUGGCAACAGCAACCCCGACAAAGCGUAUCGCGUGGACUAUGAAAUUACGUUGCGUAAUGAUGACAUCCGUUUUUACGUGCGGCGUGCAGAAAAAAUACUCGCGCGGUAUCCUCACUCCGGAAAUUCGCGCAACGGAAUGCCCGAAAGCGCAAUAACUCGCGUAGCACGAGAUUUUCUGCUGAUGUAAUCAGUUGUAACCUCCAAUUGUAACCUCCUGCGUUUUCGGAAGUAACGGAAAAAGUUCGAAUUCCGCUUGAAAGUCAAUCGUUUGCACCUGUACGAAAGCCUCGCAAAUUAUGUUCCGCAGAGCGCCGCGCGCGCGUUUGUAUGCCGACUAAUUUAAGUGUUCGUUUUAACAAUGUGUUUUCAAGAUGGUAAUGAACUCGCGAGCAUCCCGCUGAGGCACAAUGUCGGACGAUAACAUGCCGCACAUCUCCUACGGGCUUGACAGCCGCGGAAGGAUAGUGCGUAUCGAGUCGGGCAUAACCAGGGCCAACAUCAGACGUCUUCCGAGCAUAGAGGAGGCUCUAAGGAGGCUCAGCACAAAUUUGAGAUCCGAUAGACAAGCUGCCGACCCUAACAAUGAAGUAUCCGAUUCUCAAGCUACGCCACAAAUAGCAUCGCUGGAGGAGGAUAGCUCUCAGAAUGCGUGGGACGACAUAACGGAUCAUGAACUGUCUGUUGAUAUUACUGAUGGGGCGUCAUCGCCAAAUCAAAUUACGUCUAGUGUGCCAUCGUUGACUCCAGAGGAAGACAGGCGAUACUGUUGGGUAUGUUUUGCAACUGAUGAAGAUGAUGCGACUGCUGCUUGGGUUAAACCAUGUCAUUGUCGGGGUACUACAAAAUGGGUUCAUCAAGGAUGUAUUCAGAGAUGGGUCGAUGAAAAGCAAAAGGGUCAUGCUGGACAUGCUGUGGCAUGUCCACAAUGCAAUACAGAAUAUAUUAUAGUUUAUCCAAACAUGGGUCCAUUAGUGGUGGUGCUCGAUACGAUCGAUGCAGUUAUCUUCCGAGUAUGUCCUUUCAUUGCUGCUGGUAUUGUAGUUGGAUCCAUAUAUUGGACAGCUGUAACUUAUGGUGCGGUGACUGUUAUGCAAGUGGUAGGUCACAAGGACGGGCUCACCAUGAUGGAACAGGCCGAUCCUUUAGUUCUACUAGUUGGAUUGCCGACCAUUCCGAUUAUGUUAGUUUUGGGAAAAAUGCUUCGUUGGGAAGAUCAGGCCCUUAGUUUUUUGAGGCGACAUGCAUCCAAAGUUCCUAUUUUAAGGCAUUUUCUACCGAGCAGUUAUACCGACGAAGACAACACAAGUAUACAAUCUGAAGAUAUACCACCAAUGAAUGAUCCGGUAUCUGCAACGCGUGUUCUUUGUGGCGCACUUUUACUACCAACCAUUGCUAGUCUAUGUGGAAGGAUAUUCUUCGAAAGCAUAAGUUCCAAUUUUCAGAGAACAUUACUGGGUGGUGCAGCUUUUAUAACAAUAAAAGGCGCGUUCAAAAUUUAUCAUAAACAACAACAAUACAAGAGACAGUGCCAGCGUCGCGUAAUGGACUAUACAGAGAGCAACGUAGCAUUAUAUAAAAGGCAACAAGACUCCGAGAGUGAUCGAAGUUAAAUAAAAUAACAACGAAUGUUUGAA
Molecule: messenger RNA, 2177 nt
Organism: Wasmannia auropunctata (little fire ant)
Lineage: Eukaryota; Metazoa; Arthropoda; Insecta; Hymenoptera; Formicidae
Product: E3 ubiquitin-protein ligase MARCH5-like
Exons: 6
Coding region: 951-2153 (400 amino acids)
Molecular function (GO): zinc ion binding
Source: RefSeq, a predicted model, not a curated record